Messenger RNA from Elaeis guineensis (African oil palm), 1422 nucleotides. Its product is annotated as small heat shock protein, chloroplastic. Gene Ontology annotation, biological process: response to heat. Lineage: Eukaryota; Viridiplantae; Streptophyta; Magnoliopsida; Arecales; Arecaceae. The record is from RefSeq and is a predicted model, not a curated record.
UAAACUCAGCUUGAAUUCAACAGGAAAAGUAAUCUUCUACUCCCCAACGUUAGCUUUCUACUAACCAUGGCUUCUGCCACCGCGUGCGCCGUCACAAAUUUCGUUCCCUCCACUCGCUCCUCCUCCCUGUUUUCCAGGCAAAACUUGAGACCCCAUAGGCUAACGGUAUCGUUCCCAGUCAAGCAACCCCGUUCCUCCAUCGUCGCUUCCGCAACACCUGAAAACAAGGAUGGCUCCUCCGUUGACGCGCACGUCGACCCCAACGCCAACAAGAAAGGUGCCGCCAUCGAGCGGCAAGGCCGCCGCUCCACUCUCGACAUCUCUCCUUUCGGGCUGAUGGAUCCGCUGUCGCCGAUGAGGACGAUGAGGACGAUGAGGCAGAUGCUGGACACGAUGGACCGGAUCUUCAAGGACACGAUGUCGUUCCCGGGAUCGAGCCGGACGACGGUGGGGGACAUAAGGACGCCGUGGGACAUAAUGGAGAACGAGAAUGAGGUAAAGAUGAGGUUCGACAUGCCAGGGCUGUCAAAGGAGGUGGUGAAGGUGUCUGUGGAGGGUGACAUGCUGGUGAUCAAAGGAGAGCACAAGGAGGAGGAGGGAAGUAAAGGAGAGGAUUCCUGGUGGAGGGGAAGGAGCAUGAGCUCGUACGACAGCCGGAUGCUGCUGCCGGAGAACUGCGACAGGGACAAGGUGAUGGCUGAGCUGAAGAACGGGGUGCUGCUGGUUACCAUCCCCAAGACCAAGGUCGAGCGCAAGUGAUCACUUUGUCAAGGAAAGAACAAAGCGAGAUGUUUGAGACUUUGACGGGAGAAAUGAGCUUCGUCCACUGGAGAAUCGUUGGGCCCAACCCGCUUGACAGAUCAUUGGCCCGGGGCUGGAACGCUGGCCAUGGAUAUAGUAUGCUUGUGCUUAAAAUUGCUCACCUGUUGAUUCCACGUUGGACGAAGUAGGGUCAAUCAUCUAUACUCCUUGGGUCACUAUUCAAUUAUCGAUGCAAUCCCUGCUCUCCCUCCCUUCCUUCGUUUUGUCUGUUGUCUCUGCUGCCAAGGUUUCCGCGGGGUGUUGCCGAGCUCUGAUGGGCAACAGAUCUUUCCCUCCGGUGGGAGUUGGAAGAUAGAAGGCCGGGCCUCCCUUCCUCUCUUCGGUGGACCAGCUCUCUCCCCUAUCCCUUACCUGAUUGUUGUUGGUCUUCAUAUUUUGGCUCCAUCUGGUGUGGUGAUCAGCGAUGUUCUUCUCUCCACUUGUCAUUCUGCUUCUUUCACUAUCUCGAUCUCCGACAGUCGACGGUCUCCUCCGACUGUUUUGACAUUUGAGUGAAUGUUAAGAGAGAAUUUUUAAAUUUUAAAUGUUUGUUGAUAGGUUGGUUGAGAAAAAUUUGAAAUUCAAAUUUUAAAUUUGAAUUUCAGUUGAUAUUUUAAAGGA